Molecule: messenger RNA, 3065 nt
Organism: Papaver somniferum (opium poppy)
Lineage: Eukaryota; Viridiplantae; Streptophyta; Magnoliopsida; Ranunculales; Papaveraceae
Product: protein MALE DISCOVERER 2-like
Exons: 14
Coding region: 560-2701 (713 amino acids)
Biological process (GO): protein phosphorylation
Molecular function (GO): ATP binding; protein kinase activity; protein binding
Source: RefSeq, a predicted model, not a curated record
AAAAAUGGGUGGUGGAUUAUGAGAGGGAGCGGGAGAAGAGAGGAAGAAAAACAGACACAAAAUUUUAGAAGAGAGAGAAAACAGAGAGACGGCUCUGCUGAUGGCCGUGAACAUCCUCUUCUCCUGAAACCCAUCAUCAUCGUCGUCAUCAGCAGCAUUAUCAUCAUCAUCAUCAUCAGCAUCACCACCGCCAUCACCUCAAUCUUUAUCUACUUCCCCCUUUUACCCCUAUUCUCCAGGGUUUGUCGAAUGAAAGCAAAUAUUAUCUCAUAGGAGGAGGGUGAAUUCUAUUAAAAAAGAGAGAUGAGGGACUCAGAUGAUCCAAAUUCAGAAAAUGAUUUAUUAUAAUCCCCUAGAGUACCCUCUGUUGUGUCAGAUUUUUUGUAAUUAGACUUUGUAUUUUGUAAUUAGUGUUUUUUCUGGAGUCAUUGUUUUGUAUCUGAGGGGGGUUGGAGAUAUUUCCUUAAAACUUGUCAAUGUAAAUCAUCUAAAGACGAAGAAGAAGAAAAAAAAACAACACUGGCGAUAUCAUAUAGAGUUUGCUUUCAUUGUUAAAGCAAUGGGUGGUACAUCCAAUCAUUUCAUUUUCAGCUUGAAGAAUUUUUCGUGUUUACUGGUAUUGGCUUUCCUACAAAUUCACAAAACUUGCUCACUUAACCUCGAAGGAUUGUCUUUGUUGAGUUUCCGGGAAAGUGUAGUUAGUGAUCCUAAUGGAGCGUUCUCGAAUUGGUACCCCAAUGAUAGUCAUCCAUGCAAUUGGUCAGGUGUUCAUUGUGUGGACGGCAAAGUGCAGAUGCUUGUUCUAGAAGGACUUUCACUUGGAGGGAUCCUAGCUCCUGAGCUUGGGAAGCUCGCUUACUUGAGAUCUCUUGUGCUCUACAAAAACCACUUCUCAGGUUUUAUUCCUAAAGAGAUUGGAGAGCUUACCAUGUUAGAAGUAUUGGAUUUAAGGGGUAAUAGCUUAAGCGGGACAAUUCCUUCUGAGUUGGGACAGAUGUCAUCUCUUAAGCGCUUGCUUCUUUGUGACAAUAAAUUCCAGGGUAGUCUUCCUCCUGAGUUGGGGAAGCUCAAUAUGCUGGCCGAGAUACAGUUUGAUGACAACCUUACAAUCUCUCUUGCAAGUCGAGUUCGCUGUUUAAAUAGGAAAUUUGGACACUGCAUCUGGCAGAACAGUUCCAAACAACUGAGGAAAGCAGACGCUUUCAAGAUUCCGUUCAAAGGGGAACUUUUUCGUUAUCUUGAUGUACUACCACUGUUCAACUUUAAAAAAGGAUCCUUGCAUGAGAAUGAUGGAGAAAGAUGCUGUGGCAAUUUACGUAGUUCAGCAGAUUCUUACACAGAUCAAAAUGUGGAUGACAUGGUAAACUCUGGACGCCGUAGAUUGCUUGAGGAAACCACUAACCUUCCUGCGGUACCAGCAAGCGAGGGUGCUCUUCCUAAUUCACCGAGCACCAUCCCAUUUACUAGAAGCAGUGGAUCUUUUCCUGCUAUACCAAAGAGCAAGAACAUGCCAAUACCUUCACCGGCACUGCAUUCUUCCCCGGAUGCUAAACCCCAGUCAAUUUCAGCACGUCCCGGAAACCAAAACGAUCAACAUUCUGGCGACUCGUCUGGAAAAAGAUUGACUUAUGUUGUUGUGGUACCGACAAUCGCAUUUGUGCUCAUUGUUGCAUCAGUAAUGCUUUUGGUUUUUAGAAAAAGAGGAGGCACGACAAUAGGUCCAUGGAAAACAGGACUGAGUGGACAGUUGCAGAAGGCAUUUGUGACAGGGGUUCCCAAACUAAAUCGUCCGGAGCUAGAAGUUGCCUGUGAGGAUUUUAGCAACAUUAUUGAGACCUUGUCAGACUGCACAGUGUACAAAGGAACAUUGUCUAGUGGAGUUGAGAUUGCAGUUGUGUCAAUUGGAAUAUCAUCAUCCAAAGAUUGGACGGAAUGCUUGGAAGCGACAUUUAGGAGAAAGAUAGAUACACUGUCACGGGUGAACCACAAAAACUUUGUCAACCUUCUGGGUUAUUGUGAGGAGGAUUCACCUUUUCUCAGGAUGAUGGUGUUUGAGUAUGCGCCCAAUGGCACCUUAUUCGAGCAUCUCCAUGUUAAAGAAGUUGAGUUUCUUGACUGGAAUGCAAGGACAAGGAUUAUUAUGGGAACUGCUUACUGCCUGCAAUACAUGCACCAUGACUUGAACCCACCUGUCGCUCAUCCCAAUCUCCACUCAACUACUGUUUAUUUGACGGACGACUAUGCUGCUAAGAUUGCAGAAAUCAAUUUGCUGUCAGAUUUUGAUGCGAAGCCAGGAGCGUUUAUUAAGGAUAUGACUGAGCACUCUGCACUACCGCCACUUGCGGUUCCUGAAACAAACGUCUACAGUUUUGGUGUAUUGCUGUUAGAGAUAAUAUCUGCCAAAAUUCCAUAUGCUAAUGAUGGAACCUUACAAAACUGGGCGGAGGAUUACUUGAGUGAUAAACUGAGCGCCAACGACAUUAUCGAUCCCUUACUCAGAAACGUAAAGAACAACGAGCUUGAUAUCAUAUGCGAAGUCAUCAAGGAUUGUAUUCGUGACGAACCGAGACAAAGACCCUCAAUGAGAGAUGUUACAUGCAAAUUGAGAGAGGUGAUUCCAAUUUCACCUGAUUCUGCAACACCAAGACUUUCUCCACUUUGGUGGGCAGAACUUGAGAUCCUCUCAGUGGAAGCUACAUAAAAAAAAAACAAACGUGUUUCUCGGUUUCCUCUCUUCUAUAGUAAGUCUCAACUCUCCCCAUUUUUCUUGCAACCACUCAAUUGUUGUAGCUGUAUAAUCCCACACAUACAUAUUCAUAUUCCCCCAUGACAUGCCUAUUUUCUUGUUGAUUUUCCUCUGUAUCAGUGAUCUUGUUGUGAUCAUCUUUUUUAUUCGAUUCUUUUUCAUUUUUUACUCUUGUUUUAGAGUUAUACCAUACUUGUCUUUUAACUUUACAGUAGCAGCUGUGUAUGUAUUUUAUAGUGUGAGAGCUCGAUCAGUUCCUGGAAUGUAAAAUAAACUAAAAGAACAACUACAACUAUUACUACGAAAUUCGCUUCUCAUA